Phytophthora infestans T30-4 is the source of this 525-nucleotide messenger RNA. RefSeq lists its product as uncharacterized. The transcript has a single exon. NCBI's taxonomy places the organism in Eukaryota, Oomycota, Peronosporomycetes, Peronosporales, Peronosporaceae. The record is from RefSeq and is a predicted model, not a curated record. The coding region runs from base 33 to 365 and encodes 110 amino acids.
AUCGAGUGAACGCACAAGGUUUUCUCUACAAAAUGGUCCAAAUUGUCAAGCGCCGAGGCUACAAGCUACUCAACCUCUGGACCACGGACAAGGGUACCUUCCCAGUCGUCUUCUGUGCCACCUUUGCGGCCGUAGGCGCGGGGGCUGCGUCGCUUCGCUACCUCUUCCUGAACCCCGACGUGUACGUGAACAAGGACGAGCGUUUCACUUCGCUACACCACACUCUAGAGCCGCGCGAGGACCGCGGGUCUGCAUGGCGGCAAUUCCGCUUCCGCAUGGCAAAUCUGUCGCGUAAUCCGAUCAACCAGUCUCGCCAGUUCGACGACCUGUUCGCUAAGGACGAGAACAAGGCCGUAAAGAGAUAAACGGCACAAAAGAUCUCACCACUGAGUUCAUUUUGUCAUUGGUCAGCCACGGAGUUAGUAGGUUGAUUACAAGAAAGACAACGAAUAGUAUAUAUUGCGGUUUUGUAACCUGUGUUUGGUUGAGUGUUUCCUAAUACACCUGAUGGUGGUUAGACCUUUA